Cheilinus undulatus (humphead wrasse) is the source of this 586-nucleotide messenger RNA. RefSeq names its product replication protein A3 (gene rpa3). Gene Ontology annotation, biological process: nucleotide-excision repair; base-excision repair; DNA replication. Gene Ontology annotation, cellular component: site of double-strand break; DNA replication factor A complex; nucleus. The record is from RefSeq and is a predicted model, not a curated record. Gene Ontology annotation, molecular function: damaged DNA binding; single-stranded DNA binding. NCBI's taxonomy places the organism in Eukaryota, Metazoa, Chordata, Actinopteri, Labriformes, Labridae. The transcript has 4 exons. Bases 61 to 429 code for a protein of 122 amino acids.
UUUCCCGCGCGCUGUUGCGUUGUACUGUGUCCACAAACGCGAAAACACCAAACCGUGAAGAUGGCAGGAAUCCUGGACGUCCCCAAACCGAGAAUUAACUGUUCCAUGCUGUCACAGAACAUCAACAAACCCGUCUGUUUCGUAGGAAGAGUGGAAAAGGUACACCCAACAGGAAGGACGUUCACUUUGUCAGAUGGAGACCGAUCGAUCGCAACGGUUGAGCUGAACGAACCACUUGAAGAGGAGCUGACCGGAGUUGUGGAGGUCAUUGGCAUGGUGUCCAACAAAGGUGUGAUCAUGGCUUCAACAUACAACAUGCUGCGAGAGGACAAAGGCAUCGCUUUUGAUUUAGAGCUGUACAAUGAAGCUCUAAAGGUCAUCCAUGAUUUCCCUCAGCACUACCCGUUUGCAGUGGCUGCCAGUGGAUGAAGCUCAGCAUGUCAAAAUGUUUGUUUACUAAAUCUCCUCAGUUUAAAUGUCCUGAAUUUGUUUUUCAUAUGCUCUUAUUGGAUUAGAUGUGUACAAAAGAUAAUCUGUUAUAUCUUGUAAGUUUUUGUCAAUAAAAUCAAAGCUAGUUUAAAAUGAA